Molecule: messenger RNA, 17332 nt
Organism: Paramuricea clavata
Lineage: Eukaryota; Metazoa; Cnidaria; Anthozoa; Malacalcyonacea; Plexauridae
Source: the annotation of a GenBank genome assembly
GCGAUAGCAAAGCGUUGUUGUUGUAGAGUCUAUUUAAACUUUAUUUUAAGAAGUAUUACUCAGGCUUUUUGGUAGUAAUAACUUUAUUUCACUAUGCAUCAUGGUAAAGUAAAAGAGCGCGUUGCAAGAAAGUCAUUAUCGUUGAAAAAAACAAAAAAUAAGGUAAUAAAAACAUGAAGUUUUGAAACUUUUGCUCUGAAAUUUUAAAAUUAUUACAGACGCAAAGCAUGAAAAACGUUUAUGACUUCUUAAGAUACUGCGUUUUCAUGUGUAUAUGUACUAUCUAUUACAUACAGUAUAUUUUAAUACAUAACUUUAUAUAAAUGUCAUAACUUUAUAUUGUGUCAUUUCUCUCUAUUUGCUGAAUUGGAAUGGACACGACUGCCCGCACCCCACCUAUUGAGGGGUUUGAAUAUUCAAUAGGGGAGGAGGUGUAUUUCAUUAAAAAAAUUUCCAAAAAAAUCUCAUGCCAAUAUACCAAUGACUUUGAAUAGUCUCACGCCAAUACAGAGGGCCCCCUAUACCUCUUCACAAUAUGCUUUCACGUAAAAAUAUUUUGCCUUUUCACGAGUCACAGAUUAAGAAAAUCAUCGAUCAGGUUUCACGGCUAAGUAAAAUAAGCCCUUCACGCUUCACGCAAAAAGUAUAGGGGGCCUGAUCACGUUUCACGGCUAAGUAAAACAAGCCCUUCACGCAAAAAGUAUAGGGGGCCCUCAAUACACCAACAACUUUGAGUCAUCUCAUGACAAUACACCCACGCCCGAUUAUUGACCUGUUGGCAAAAUCUGCAUGCUCAUUCAUUACCCAUUUUGUAACAAUUUCAAUACCACAGCAUUGAUCAUGCCACAACAUGUCAACACCACACCCAUUUUGUUUGCAAAAGUAAAGCUUGCACCCCCCUCCCCCCCUGGUACAAUGCUUGUAUAGCCCUCCCCCUCUUUGCCAUUUUUGGUUCAAAUAAAAAUCUGUAAUUGUUUAAUUAAAAUCUGACUGUUUUCUGAUAGGGAUGUUGCUAUGCACAUCACCACAACUUGCAUUAACAUGUUCCAUUUGUCAAUUGAAUUGUGUAUUGUUUUAGGAAAUUGGGAAAACUGGGUUAACUGCAGACAUUUCAAAAUAUUUUCAGAAGGUAACUGUAUAGCACAUAUACAAUAUGACUCAUGACUGCCUACUAUUUAUUAUGCAAUAUUUGGAUUUCAGGAAACAUCCACACAUCCCCCACAGAGAAAAUUGAAAGUUAACCCCCUACCCCUUUCGGAUGUCCUAACAACUUAUUAUUAUCCAAAACAAAUGUUUCUCCCUUUCCCCUCCGGGCGGCAGAAAUUUCGUCCGUGGUUGGAGUGUGGAUCUUUUCUGGAAUAACACACAUUUUAUAGUUUACUCAAUACACUCAACAAACUACACAUUUCAAGAAAUUGAAUAGUAAAUCUAAUGCUUGCUUUCAAUUUUAGACAACGUCACCUGAUGAUGCAAAAGACAAAAUCCCAGUAUCAUCUUCCAGAGAGCAGGGAGCACAACCUGUUGCAAAAAAACAACGAAAUGACUUGUCUUCCUCACAAAACGAUUGCUCUAAUGAUCAAACUUCAAAAAAAAUAAAUGGAUGCCUUGAUAUCAGUGAAGAUUUUGAUUCUAACAAAAUUUCUCACGCUGAUUGUAACAUUAAAAAUCCACUCCCAAAAAAUGGCGUUCUUUCUACUUCUUUUAAAUCUAUAAAAACGACAGUCCAAGUAACAUCGAACAAUUCACAUUUUAAUAGCAAUAAUACUUGUGCUGGUAAAAUUCAACUUCAAAGCCCAGAUUUUGCCAAUAGCCUUGGUUCAUCAGAAACACAACUUUCAGAUCAGUCUGAAAAUGACAUUCAAACUUCACUGAUAACCAAUGAUGUAAAUUCAUCAGAAACAUUGUUGUCAAAACAUUGCAUGGAUAUGUCAGAUGAUUUGAUUAUUCCACCGACUCCAUCGCCUGUUGACAAUUCCAAAAACACAAGUAGAAUUUCAAUAUCUGUUAAUAAGAAUGAAAGAACAAAAACCUCUGGUUAUUUUUCCAAUAAAGAACCAAGAAACUACAAACACAUUAAAAAAACCAGCAUUUCUUCUUUAAGUAGAAAUCUAGAUCGCUCUAAGCUCGUUCCAAAGAAGACACAACGUUCAAUGAACGAUCAAAGUUUGCAUAUUUCUGAAUUGGUUAAAGAGAAAUUAACUAACAAAAGUGAUUUUAAAGAUAGUAACGAUUAUAAAAUGGACGAAGAUUUGAUUAGCUUUUCUGGUAAUAAUAAGAUAAACGCGAAUGGCAAAGACGACGAGGUAGAUGGUGGAACAUCUAUAAGAAGUUCUUCGAUGAAACUAUCAAGAAAAACAUUCAAGCUGUCUAGAAAAGGGAAAAAAACCGAGACGAGAAAGCCGUGUUUAAGUAACAAGAAGUUAGAACCUGUUGGAUGUGACAAUGAUAUAUUGUCAGCUUAUGGCGUCCAGGGGAAUAUAGCUGGUAACGGUCUGGUCAGGGAUGAUCAGAAUGGUGAUGGGAAUGAUGAUUUUAGGAGCAAAGAAUCUCGACCACAGGUAAGGAUCAGUUCUGUAAAAGUUAUUUGUAGUGCAAUGGAAUAAAACGUAUAGUACAAUUGCACUGGAGUGCAAUGGAAUAAAACGUAUAGUACAAUUGCACUCUUUGUGUUUUUGAUAAAUCGCAUCCCUCAAAAUGCUUCUCAUACGAAUCUAUUAGUCUGUUCUGGACUUUUGGUAUUAUAUAAAACAAAUAAUGAAUGUUUCUUCGUGCAAUGGUAAGAAUAUUUUCAUUCGGUGAAAGAUGGAAUGUUCCAUUCAACUCGGCUGUCGCCUCGUUGAAUGGAACAUUCCAUCUUUCACCUCAUGAAAAUAUUCUUACCAUUGCACUCAUAAACAUUCAUUAUUUGUAUACUAUAUUUUAACGGGAAAUUUAAUGCAAACUAAACGACUUGGUUAGAGAAGUAACGCGUUAUCGUUCCACGUAGCUAGUUACAGUUACCUCUUCAAAACGUAACUAGAGUUACCGUUGCAGUUGCUUAAUUAAAAAGUAACGAUUGCUUGUAAUUUCAUUUCUUGUAAUGAAGUUACUUACGACACUGAUAAGAAGCAUGCGUCAUUUGCAUCAAUAUGAAUUAUAUAUUUCUAUAAAAUUCGUUUCAAAAUUUUAGUUCAAGACAAGAAGAAAGCUCUCUCUUGACCGAAACAACGAUUUGAAACUCGCCAAUAACAGCGUCCAGGAAAAACGAACAGAAACAACAGAUUGCAAACAACACUCAAAAUCUUGCAAUGCUCAAGACAAUAUGCCUCUUCAAGACAAUAUGGCUGACCUGGAGAAAGAGUUAGCUCAACCGGCUGGGAAAAAUUUUCAAGAAAUGUUAGAUCUUUCAUUAAACGGCGACGUGAUGUGUCAACUGGUGGAUGAUGUUUCAUGGUCUCCUAUGGAUAUCAAGACGUCUAACAGACGACAUGCAGUCGUGUCACCUGCCAAGCAGUAUGUUAGGAGUAAAUCUACUGAACUGAACACCUUGGCUGGUAAUAUCGCUGUUCAGGAGACUGAAGCGAGUCAUCGGAAUAAAGGUUUGUUUCAUUACCUCCGCCAGGACGUUAAUAAGGAUCCUUAGUGGACCUCUAGGGAGAACAGUUUAGAACUGAUAUAGCUAUCCAGUAUAAAUAAAGUUAGUUUAGUUUAGGUUUCCUCCUGUAGUAACACUGGAUCAAUAAGAGAUGAUCCUUACUGGACCUCCAGGAAGAACAGUUUAGAACUGAUAGAGCUAUCCAGUAUAAAUAAAGUUAGAUUUCCUCCUGUAGUAACACUGGAUCAAUAAGAGAUGAUCCUUAGUGGACCUCUAGGGAGAACAGUUUAGAACUGAUAUAGCUAUCCAGUAUAAAUAAAGUUAGUUUAGUUUAGGUUUCCUCCUGUAGUAACACUGGAUCAAUAAGAGUUGAUCCUUAGGCUUAGUGGACCUCUAGGGAGAACAGUUUAGAACUGAUAGUGCUAUCCAGCAUAAAUAAAGUUUAGUUUAGUUUAGGUUUCCCCUGUGCUCUGUAGCAACACAGUUAACACUGGGUCAAUAAGAGAUGAUCCUUACUGGACCUCUAGGAAGAACAGUUUAGAACUGAUAGAGCUAUCCAGUAUAAAUAAAGUUUAGUUUGGUUCAGGUUUCCCCCAGUAGCAACGCUGGGCCAAGAAGGGAUAAUGCUUACUGGACUAUCAUAGUCAAUCUAGGUAACUUGGCAAACAUCAAAGUCUCGGAAGAAAGAGCUACGAUUUUACGUUGAGAUGGCUUAAUUUUUCAGAUUCACCAGACCAAGGCUACAGACGAUAUCUUGUGUUGGAAGUAUAUCGGCGAGAAAUUCUAGAUAACGUGGCUGCAAGGAAUGCUGGGAUUGAGAAAGUUCUCAGAUUGUUUGACGAGUCUGAUAAUUCUGAGAAAUAUUGUCAGCUGAGAGGGGACUGGGAACGAACAGAAGUUGAACAUGGUGAUAUUGUGAAUAUCAUUGGUGAGGCAAUUGUUUACCCGGCUUUUUUUUCUGUUAUUUCCUGGCAAUUAUAUCUUCUAUCUCUUAUUCUCACAGGACUCAAAAUAGCGUUUCAUGUUACGCCGGUCAUGGUGACCGAUCCGUUCCAAUUGUGACCGGGCAAAUGCGAUUUCUGACCCGUCAACGCCCACGAGAGCCCAAGAAUACUCGCCUCCCUGCAACGCAUUGCUCACUCAACGUAUUAAGCAACAAUCAAAUUUCAGCUCCCGGCGCUCUUAACUUCAAUUGUGACUGUAAUUAUAACACAAUUUAAGUUUUGAAUAUACGAAGAAAAUCCUUACAUAAUAUUUAACAAGUCGACAACAGCACAAAAGUAAAUCUCGUUCCCAGAACCAUAAUGUGGUCGUCACCUUGUCACCAUGACCGGCGUCACACAAAUUUGACCCGUCAUAUUAAUAAUUUGGCCGAUCUGUUCUCAUUUAAUUUUCCUUUCCAGGCAAGCAAUCUGAGUCGGGUUCUUACGCCUUGAAUAAUGAUGAAGAGAACUACAUUGUCGUCUAUCCAGACAUGCUCGUAACUCCUACGUCGAUAUCGACGUCAACAAAAUGUUUGCGACGAAGUAUUUUAGAUAAAUAUUUCAAGACUGAAGGACCGAAUCAGGUGAUGUUCCUGGGAACUUUACUUCAUCGCGUCUUUGAAGCUUCCUUAAUGGCCAAAGGUAAUAGGCAAUUACAGCUAUAGACUAACUUUUGAUCUAGGCAAGAAGAACAAAAUCCAUCACCACAGCUAGAAAGAGCAUGUUCAAAUUAAUAAAAUUGCAAAGUUUGGCGGCGAAAUGUUGUAAAAUGAUGAAAAUAUAGCGCUACGAAAUUUGCAAAUUUUGUAUUAAUUUGUAUUAAGCACGGGGGCCAAACUUUGCAAUUUUACUAAUUUUAACAUGCUCUUUCUAGAUGUGGUGAUGGAUUUUGUUCUUCUUCCCUAGAUCAAAAUUUAGCCUAUAGCUCGAAUCAGCUUUUCAUAGACUAUUUUAUCUUUACAACAAUUGUGAUAUUACUUUCUUAACUGUGUUUAUCCUAACCCACCCUGUCAACUUUCCCUGUGGGAGGAAACCCGAGCACCCGAAGAAAACCCACGACUUUCGGUAGAGCGUUGACUGACUCUUUUCACAUGAGUCCGCGUUGCGAGAAUCAAACCCACGAACUCAGAGGAGAAAGGCGCUUUCUCUGACAACUCCGCCACCGAAGCCCCAUUGCAAUGUGAUACUUCAUUCUAAAAUAUUGAUCUCUGUUACCUUGUAGAUUUUUCUGACAAGUUUGUUCUCAGUCACGCCACACAGUUGCUACAGCAACCGUCUAAUCUGACCGAACUCUAUGGUCUGGGCAUCUCGGAGGACGAAGUCUUGACGAAAGUUUCCGAAUAUACGCCGUUCCUUGCCGAAUGGGGUGCGAAAUAUUUCAGCGCUGAACCCCAUCCUAUUCAUGGCGUGAUAGAUUUCAAAGAUGGCAGGGUAUCGCAGAGUAUGGGUGAUAGUCAGGUGGCUUUGUGCGUGUCACAGGUGCUUGACAUCGAGGAGUGUGUAUGGUCGCCUAAAUUUGGACUCAAAGGUAAAGAUUUAUUUUAACGAAGCCAAAAAAAAUAUGUGGGUUUCCGGUUUCCCGACCCUACCUAGCUUUUCGACGCCAAAAUCCCGACCCUAAACUUUUUAUUGGAUCAUGCUUGUAAGUGUUUCCACUUAGAGAAAAACGUUUGAGGAAAAUGGAAAUUUGAGCCAAUAUUCGGGAAAUUUAUCUUUGGAUGUGGAAGCACUGACUAAACAAAAUGGCGUCCGCUUGUUAGGAAAAUUUAAAAAAAAAGUUUAAAAAAACAACUUGAAAGUUAAAAGCGACCUACCCUACCUACGUUUUUACAAGAAGAAAUAGGAAACCCACAUAUUUUUUUUGCCUGACUAUAUAGUAUCCCCACCUAGCUGCCUACCUACCCACCUACCUACCUACACCCACUCACACCCACCCACCUAUCUCCAACCUACCUAACCUACCUAACAAGUAUACUACCAACACUGAACCCCACAUAUCUGAUUCUUAGGGCUGUUUCAAACGUCGCGCUUCUCAUGUGCCAAACGCAUUAAGAACAAUAGAUAAUCAGCUGAAAUUCCUCAUCCAUUGUUUCUAAUGCGUUCGGCACACGAAAAGCGCGACGUUUGAAACAGGCCUUAUUUGAUUCGCUUUUCUCAUUCUUUUCCUUCUUACAUACAGGUCAGAUAGAUUCAUCUGUUGAGGUGAAAAUUAAUAGAAAUCCUAACAUCUUGAAAAGAAAUCCAUCUCUCAAUCAAACCUGCGUCUUGCCUUUGGAAUUGAAGACUGGGAAAUGUUACACCAAGCUAGGUAUCAUGUCAUUGUGUAUUUACCCAUACACCGUACAUUGGCGUCAACGUAGUAUUUAUACAUGAACUUGUGGUUAGAGCUAGACAACUGUCUCUCUGUGGCUUACCUGGUUAGAGCGCAGUACCGGAAUCGCAGGGCCGCAGGUUCAAUUCCUGCCAGAGGACCUGCUCCUGGUUAGGACUUAAUAAAUAAUUCACACCCGGCAUUCUCAUCGACAAAACUUUUCAACAACUUGUAUCAUGAUGAGCCUCUGCCUCGGAUGAAUUGUGCAACCACACCCUGUGUGCUCGACAUUAAAUACCGGGUGUCCCCAAAAAAACUGUACACGGUUUGAUUCCGUGUAACGUAAACGCUAUAAAAGCUAUCGCAAUGAAAUACAGAUCAUUGCAUUCAGAAAGGACUAACUUAGAUUUUGAUAUAUAACAUUUGAAUUUACAUGCAAUAUUGACUGCGCUAUUGAUGUUUAAAAGUUGAACUACUGUUUUUGAAAAUGCCAAAAAUUUGCAUGAAACAACGUUAUAAUUACCGAUGUAGUUAUACUUAAUAUAUAUUAAAUAAUAAAGAUUUUUAUUUUGGUUGUAUAUCUCGCUCAAUAUUGCAUGUAAAUUCAAGUGUUAUAUAUCAAAAUCUAAGUUAGUCCUUUCUGAAUGCAAUGAUCCUUAUUUCAUCGCGAUAGCUUUUAUAACGUUUACGUUACAUGAAAUCAAGCAGUGUCCAGUGUUUUGGACACCCUGUAGAUUACUCUUACUAUUAAUAUUCGCAUCGUUUAGGUUCCGUAGAACACCGCGCUCAAGUGAUUCUCUAUAGUUUAAUGAUGAUGGAACGAUAUGACAGCACGUUAGACACAGGCUUAUUGCUUUACCUAAAGACAGGACACAUGCUGGGCGUGCCUGCAUACAGACACGAGAAACGUGCCUUAGUUAUGAAGAGAAAUGAAUUGAUAAGAUAUUUGUCUCACACCGGUACAAGAAUGCCAGGUAGGUUAUAUCGCCUCUAAGGCUUAGGAAGGCGUAGGACGUAUUCUUUAUAUCAGCAAAAUAUAUUAUCUAACCCAUUAAGCUGCAAUGCACCCCAAUGACACUAACUUUAUUUAUACUGGCUAGCUGGCUAUCAGUUCUAAACUGCUCUUCCUAGAGGUCCAGUAAGGAUCAUACAUAAACUAAACUAACUUUAUUUAUACUGGAUAGCUCUAUCAGUUCUAAACUGGUCUUCCCAGAGGUCCAGUAAGGAUCAUCUCUUAUUGAUCCAGUGUUACUACAGGAGGAAACCUAAACUAAACUAACUUUAUUUAUACUGAAUAGCUCUAUCAGUUCUAAACUGUUCUCUCUAGAGGUCCAGAAUUAGUCUCGGAAAUAGAUAAGACACGCCCGGUAACCACUGUCACCAGAAGGUUUUACUUUUCAAAGCUACUUACAAGGCAAUGAUACAACAAAUUUCAUUAUUUUAGGUAUGCUUCAGGAUGAAUACAGCUGCAAAUAUUGCCCUCAGCUGAACGUUUGCACAAUGUAUCAUAAAAGUGUCGAGAAAGGAGACAACAAAAGCGCGAGAAUGGGAAAUCUUUUUGAUAAAUCAACAAGCCAUCUCUCUGCUGUACAUCUCAAAUAUUUCUCACAGUGGAAUGAACUGAUUGCGCUCGAGUAUAAAGCUAUGCAGGUAUUCUUGAACUGUCUGUCCAAGUGUAGGUAGUGAUGAUACGAAGACAGCUAGCGGAUCAAGGCCGGAUUUUGGUGGAAAUAGUGAGGGAGCUGGAAAAAAUUUAGGGGAGGUGCAGCGGUUUAAGGCUUAGAAUAGAGACCUUACGAUUUUAGGACGGCAACGCGACGGCCAAAACAAACUCCUUCAAGUAAAUGGUAGUAAAGAUAGUUUGUGGUAUAUUAUCAAUCGUAUGAAUUUAAUACAGUUUUAGAAGUUGAAGACAUGGGUUUGAUGGUUGGGAAGAGUUCUGCUAAACCCAGUUUGAAGUUGCACUUGUUGUGGCUUGGAAUGCAGCCGUUGUAUGAAGACGUGAAAAUCUGUGAUUUGGCGUUGUAAACAGAGCGAGGACAAUGUCUAAAUUAUUCAUAUAUUGUAAUUACUCAAUUCUUUUCAAUGAUCUAUUGUAUUGGUAGCCGUUGCCGUCCUAAAAUCGUAAGGUCUCUAAUGGGCCAAAGUCAAUGACGUGUCGUAUGCAUGUAGUGUACAUAUGUAUCGGUGUAUUAAUGAAUUAUGACUGUACAACUUAUCCAAUUUUGCCCUUCAUUCCAAAUUUACAAUUACUACAAAGUUUCUUUCAAAUCAUUACAUUAAAAGGGUACUUGACACAGAGAGGAAUGGCUAUCACUGUUUCAAUUUUACAGAAAAACUUUCACUUACGAAAUGCAGACCCUAAGCAACCAUCAACCAUAAGAAUGUUACAAGGUUGACGACACAAGGUUGUAACAAUAUUGUUAUAUCAUGACUGUAUCGGACCUGUUGUAACAACCUUGCAACAAGUCUGAUAAUAUCAACAAGGUUGUUACAAGUUGUUAACAGCUUGUUCCAAACUUGUUGACAACUUGGGACAAGCAGUGCGAACACAACUUGUUGACGGUUUGUUGGCAGACUUGCUACAAGAUGCGAUAUUUCUAGGUGUGUAGCUUGUUUUACUUCAAUUCACUGAUACAGUAUAUCUUAAAGACUUCAAAAGGACAAAAGAUAUGAAUGUGUAAAUAUAUGAUUGAAAAUAACUUUGAUCAUAUCUUCAUUCUUUUAGGAGAAUGCCAGUGAUCGCGAUAUCUGGUGUCUAAGCGGGACAGAGCGGGAACAAUUAGGAUAUUGUUUUAGUAAGAUGUUUCUGAUGUCGUGCAGUGCCUCUGAGGAGCCAGGUCGUUAUUUAAACAACUUCAGAAAAGACGGCACGAACUCAUCUACAGUUUUUGCGGCCGACAUGCAUUUGGUCAAAGGAGAUUAUAUUGUAGUCAGUCAACAAGAUGGCGUCAUGGCUUUAGCAACAGGUAUUUUUCUAUGGACAAUUAGUUGCCGUGGUUUGUAUCUGAACUAAAUUUAGCUGAAAAAGAUAUCUCAGACGUGGUGGUCCAGUGUAGGUAGUAUUCUUUAAUAAGCUGUCGUGGUUUGUGUCUGAACUGCCUGAAAAAGAUAUUUCAAACAUGGUGGUCUAGUUUAGGUAGUAUUCUACAAUUAGCUGAUGUGUCUUGUGUCUGAACUACCUGAAAAAGAUAUCUCAAACAUGGUGGUCUAGUUUAGGUUGUAUUCUACAAUAAGGUUGUAUUCUAAAAUAUUGAAAACACUCAUAUAUGAAUCGCGUAUUUUUACAGGUUUUCUCAAGGAAAUUUCUGAAGAAUGUAUUUCAGUGUUGCUCGACAAAGAUCUAACUCAGUGGUAGGUUGGAAGAUGAACGUAUUCUGAAUAUGGAGAACCAAUGCAUUAACUCAUUUGGAGGAUGAACGUACUCUCAACGUGAAGAACUAAUGCAUUAAGUCAUUUGAUUGCUUAAAGGCCAUGUUUUCUUGCAACUUGCAAUGCAAUUCUACUCUUGAGAGAUGUAAAGUUACCAAAUGCGAGUCUUCAUUGCACUCCGCUGAUGUUUUCUCAACAUAUCGAAAAUUCUUCACUGAUUUCACAAGAGUAGAAUUGCAUUGCAAAUUGCAAGAAAAAUUGCACCGUGUAACAUGGCCUUAAGACAAUUCUAUUCUUUAGUUACCACCACAGAAAUUGCUGUAAAAGCCAAGCUCCGCUAUAUCGUCUAGACAAAGCAGAAAUCUCCACUGGUGCUACAAUACAGUGGUCCAACCUUGCUAAGUUGUUCUUUGCUGAUAGUGAAGAACACGAGAAACUCCGCCGUCUCAUUGUCGAUCUCGAAUCACCAAGAUUUUCCCGAGAAAAUGAAGUGGUGUCUAGUAUUUCAUCAAGUCAGGUUUCUGGGGCUUGGAGUAGUCAGUUGUCCUCAUGGUAAGGUCGCAAGGAUAGGAACCGAACAACAACAACAACAACAACAGCAACAACAACAGCGGCAGCAACAACAGCAACAGCAACAGCAACAACAACAGCAACAACAACAACAACAACAGCAGCAGCAACAGCAACAACAACAACAACAACAACAACAACAACAACAACAACAACAACAACAGCAGCAACAGCAGCAACAGCAACAACAACAGCAGCAACAACAACUAACACAAACUUGAACAAAUACUCAACCAAACAAAUAUAUUUCCGGAUUUUUACCACAAUCAUUAACUAGCACUCUCUCAGUAUUAUCAAUGCUUUAAUUAUCCUCGAUUGUAGUUCAAUGACAUCGCCAAUAAAAUCAAGUCAAGACAACAGCGAGCUCACCCAAAUCUUGCAAGAUUUGAACUGUGAUCAAAGAAAAGCAAUAAGAAAAGUCCUAACAGCUCAAGACUAUGCUUUGAUAUUAGGCUGCCCUGGAGCAGGAAAAACUCAUACAAUUGCUUGUUUAGUGAGAGCUCUUGUCUCGCUUGGAAAGUCUGUCUUACUCACGAGUUACACUCAUUCCGCUGUCGAUAAUAUUCUGCUGAAACUCAAGCAGGUACAGUAUGAUUUCCUGUUAUGAGAAUGGCUCUCAUAGAGCUAUCCAUUAUAAAUAAAGUUAGUUUAAUUUAGGUUUCCUCCUGUAGUAACAUUGGAUCAAUAAAAGAUGAUCGUUACUGGACCUCUAGGAAGAAUAGUUUAGAACUAAUAGAGCUAUACAGCAUAAAUAAAGUUAAUUUAGUGUAGGUUUCCCCCUACAGUAACACUGGACCAAUAAAAGAUGAUCCUUACUGGACCUCUAGAGAGAACAGUUUAGAACCGAUAGAGCUAUCCGGCCGUAUAUAAUUAGUUUAGGUAGUUCAAUGGAUAAUACAAGAAUCCAGUUCAUCUUUCUAUAUUGUGUUAUAUUUUUACAGAAUCAAGUGGAUUUCUUGCGACUUGGUUCAGUGCAGAAAAUUCAUCCCGAUAUUCAAUCAUACGCGGUUUCUAAUGCAGCAAAACAUAUCACGACCGUCAAGGAAUUGAAGUGUUUUUAUGAGUCGAAGGUAAGAACAUUCUCAUAUAUGCAUUGGUUGAGUUUUCAUUCGAUGGUCCAGUACUUGUAUCUUUCACCUUUGUCUCUGGGUUUCAAUGCCUGCAGUGUGAGAGGAUUUAGUAUACGAAAAGAGUGUUUCCAGUUUAGGAGUAUCUCAACCCACCCUGUCAACAUUCCCUAGCUGUGUGAGGACAGGAAACCGGAGAAAACCCACGACUUUCGGUAGAGUGUUGACUGCCUCUUCACAUAUAGGUGUCACCUGUCAGCAGCGAGAAUCUAAACCACGAUCUCAGACGCUUGGGUCUCUAAAAAUGAAAAGCUUUGAAUCUCCACGUAUCGUUUUCUAUUUUCAGUUCAUCGUCGCUACAACAUGUCUUGGUGUGAACCACACUCUUUUCAAUCAAAGAUCAUUUGACUAUUGUAUCGUGGACGAAGCUUCACAAAUCACACAGCCUGUGUGCGUCGGUUCCUUGAGACAUGCCUCGAUCUUCGUUCUUGUUGGAGACCACUAUCAACUGCCACCCUUGGUUCAGAGCCAUAAAGCGAGGUAGGAAGGGGGAAAUUUUAAGUCCCUUAUCACGUCCAUUUUUUAUUUGGAAAGGCAAUAUGAACUUGCUGUUAGUUUAGUUUAGGUUUCCUCCUGUAGUAAUACUGGAUCAAUAAGAGAUGAUCUUUACUGGACCUCUAGGAAGAACAGUUUAGAACUGAUAGAGCUAUCCAGUAUAAAUAAAGUUUAAUUUAGGUUUCCUCCUGUAGUAACACUGGAUCAAUAAGAGAUGAUCCUUACUGGACCUCUAGGAAGAACAGUUUAGAACUGAUAGAGCUAGCCAGUAUAAAUAAAGUUUAAUUUAGGUUUCCUCCUGUAGUAACCAUGGAUCUAUUGGGAGAACAAUUCAGCACUGAUUUAAUUGACUAAUUACGUUUGAUUUUUCAGGGAGAAUGGAAUGGACAUCAGUUUGUUUAAACGUCUUUCAGAAUGCCAUCCUCACGCGGUGGUACACUUGGAGUAUCAGUAUCGCAUGCAUAAACAUAUCAUGUUGUUAUCCAACGCUCUCAUUUAUGAAAAUCGUUUGAAAUGUGCAACACGGGAAAUUUCGGAGACGUUGUUAGAUUUACCUGACUUGGACACGUUGCGUGCAGAUAUCACGAGAUUGGAAAAACAGCAGCAAGGUAUAGGAGAAUCAGAGAGAGAGAAAGUCAUGAGCAUACUCAUAUAUUUACGAAAAUCCAGUAUACUAAGUCAUGAGCAGUAUAUAUACUUUUUUAAAACCACACUCAUUAUGUUAUUUUCUAGAUCAAUGUACGUGGUUAUUAGAAGUAUUGGAUCCUCAGUUGCCCGUGGUUUUUAUUGAUACGGACUUACUCCCUGCGUCUGAGGUUCGUUCAGGUCGUAAUGUAUAUAAUGAAAGCGAGGCUUCCUUGGUAGCUACCAUCACUCAUGGUUUAAUUAAGUCUGGUGUCGACUGUGAUGAUAUUGGCGUCAUAUCUCCCUACAGACAACAAUUGAAGGUUAUCAAACAACAUUUGAAUGUUGAUCAUGAUGAUGACAAGUGAGUAUAGUUUGUUAAUUUGUGGGGAAAUAUCAAGAUUUUCCCCAAAGGGUUUUUGUAUUGCUGUCGAGCGGAAAGAGGGCCUACAGUUACAUUUUUCGUAAAAAAACGGUUACACACGUAAAAACGCACAAGUUGUAACAAACCUGCAGCUUGUUCACAAGUUGUUGACAACUUGCUACAAGCUUGUUGAGCUCAACAGACUUGUUACAAAUUGUUCCAACAACUUGUUAUCGUCCUGCAAUUCAACAAUUUGUCCACAAGUUGUGAGUGACAACCUUGUAGCAACUUGAUAAAAUAACAGCAUUGUUAUAACUUGUUGACAAGCUUGCUACAAGCCUGUUGCGAACACAUCUUCAUCAAUCUACAAUUAUACUAAAAAUACAGUGUUGACAAGUUGUGAGACGGCGCUUAAAUGUCACCCAUAAACUUGUUCUUUAGGAAUUCUGGUCCACAACUUAACGUGGAGAUCAACACAGUAGACAAAUAUCAAGGUCGUGACAAACUUUGUGUCAUCGUCUCGCUGGUCCGUAGUAACGCGGGCGGACAUGUCGGAGAUCUGCUAAGGGACUGGAGACGAGUCAACGUAGCCGUGACGCGAGCCAAGCGCAAAUUAAUCUUAUUGGGUUCUAGACGGACACUGAAUCAUAAUAUGUUAUUCCAAGAAUUAUUGGCUCUGUUGGAAAGAAAUUCUUGGAUUUAUCCACUACCUGUCUCUGCAUGGCGUGGAUUGUUGCCAUGGUAACUUGUUAGUGAAUUGUUAGGAGAAUUUAAAACAAAUCUUUAGAAUAACAUUCUUGACACAUUUUUCUUGGGGUUGCUUUGACUAUAGCAAUGAAACGCAUUUUUGAUGUACCAUUAUAUAGCAUUACGUUAUUUGAUGAGCUGUACGGCCCAAGAAUUUCAGAUUCAUUAUGACAAUUACAUACCUUUAGAAAUUAUACAAUUAUUUAUUUUCGAAAACGAAUAUUGGGUGUAAAAUACUGUAUAUUUAUCUAAAUAAUAUUAUUUUUACGUUUUGAACAUACUGGUUAAAACAAGCAACAAUUGGUUGCUGCAGAUUUGUUUUGAAUCUGAGUUAAAAAACGAUUAAUAAUUCAUAAAGAAAAGACAUAGGAAAUCACUGGCGUGUUGGUGGUUUUAUAUUUGAUAAAAAAUCAUGUUCAUUUACUUAGACUUUAGCUUUGAUUUUCUCGGCGUAGACAAUGUUUAUUUUUAAAGUUACUUCGCCAAUGAACUCUAUAGAUGGGUCGGUUUUUAAGCCAUUUAAAACACUCGCAUGCUGUGCUUUAUCAGAUAUAAGACAUAAGAGACUCGAGUGUCGCCUCGUGUUUUACAUCUGAUAAAGCACUCCUGUUGGGUGUUUUGAAUAGUGCCUAACCAAUCGAAUGGUUGUUUUAACCAAUAUGUAUUUACAGUUGGGGUAUGUUUGCCUUUUUAAUUAAUAAACUAUUUCGCCCUAUUUUUUCAGUGAAAUAUAAUCUCCUUGUUUCCAACUGCGAAUUAGAAAUAUUAUCUUUUUACAUUUUCUGCAUGAUCAAGUUGCAGCCAAGCGUGCUCGCUUUGUUCUUCGAGGAGGCAAACAUUAUAUAUUCUUAUAUACGCUUCAUGUAUUUGCUUCGUUAUGCUUUAAUAACUCCAUGUUGAAGGUUGAAGAACGCUGCAAGGCGACGAUAUUCUGAUGUGUUUAUUUAGACAAGAUUGAAUUUACAAUUCUAAGGUAAACGAUUUCUUUAUGUAUGUCCGUAUAGCUCUAGUGUAGCGUUUGUAACAAAUAUACAAUUCUGUUAGGCUGCAAGCGCACUAAAACCUCUGACGUGAAUACAAAGCACAGCAGAAUCUAUACACGAGUGAAGCAUGGCUUCAAAUUGAAGUUGUUAACGUUGACACUAUAGUCUAUACCUUGUACCCUUUGUUUUAUUGUUGAUAAACCUGUACAGUCAUAGCACCUUAUCCUUAUAAGUUAUAACAAAUUAAAUCAAGGCUACUGUCAAAGUUUCUGUGGUCAAAGUAGGAAUAUUAAGUCAGUGUCCUCAAAUAUUUCUUACAAAUCCUUCAAAACAUAGAAUUUACCCAUGCAAAAUUCCUACUGUGAUCACAGAAACUUUGAUAGUGCAAGGCAGCGUAUAAAGUGGGAAUCGUAAGAAGGUGUUAUGAUUUCAUAGUUCAAUGAAUUUCAAGCGUGGCUGAAUGAAAACUACAAAUUCCUAUACAAAUAUGAAGUCCGCAUGAUGUUGACAUUGCACUUAUCAUGGUACAUUUUAAACAUUAUACCAUGUGAAUUAUCUCAAACAUUGUGGUCUGUGUUACUGUGUAUCUAAACUAUUAAGGCUGCCGUGGUUUGUGUCUGAGCUAUACCUGAAAAAGAUCUCAAAUGUGAGAAUCAUUCUGAUCAUUGAACCGUUUCAUCGGAUGAAAACCGUUCAGAACUGCAGAGCUAUGCAGCAUACUGAACUUUGUAUUACGAUCAAUCGGCUGUAAAUCUAAAUCUUUGAGUUGAGUACUUGAGUGGCAUGUGUGGCGGCCUGUUUUUUGGGAGAGGAUUUGCAGGCUUGGAGGCUAAAAUGCCACAGGCAAUUUAUCAAGAUUGGAUGAUUACUGAGACUAUAUAUAGUUGCGCCAUUUUAUUGAGCCAUUAGAGUCGCCUGCAUGGGUGCCAUUUCUUACAAAUCCUUCAAAACUUAAAUUUAAAAUGCACAAUUCUUACUGUUGAUCACAGAAACUUUGAUAGUGUAACCCAGCCUUAAGAAAACAGUUAUUUAGUAUGUUGGUAAAUUAUAUGCAAAAGCGGACAAAGACUUAUCAUGCAGUCAGCCAUGAGCAUGUCUCUAACCAAACAAACAAGCUAACUCUCACUGCUUGUUUUACAUCCGAAAACAGCAUUUCAUAUAUUGCUAGACUCUCAGAUUCCCCUAACUCUUUUCUCUAACUACGAUGGAACUUAUGUCUCCAUGUAAGCAGACCGCGUUUUCCAUGCUAAACUAUCGGGUCAUAUUCUAGGCUCCGAUUCCGGCCAGCCGUUGGGCGAGUGCCGAGAACGCAACGGCUGGAAUCUGAGCCUAGUCAUAUUCGUGACUAGUGCGAAUCAUGCGCUAUUUGGUUAUGCUAAUAACCCGGUACCGCACGAUUGAACAAAAGGCUUUCUUUGUGAGCAGUCAGGCAUAACUUAUAGCCGAAGGUUAAUUUUUUCCUCUUGAAAAAACACUCAGUCGAAGUUUUAAUGAAAGCGGACUGGAACGAUACGAGCUGUAUAAAUAAUGCUUCUGAACUAUUUCCAAAGAGGUCUGGUAAAGGAAAUCUAGUAUUGCCAAUAUUGUACCAGUUAUUAAUAGUACCGCAGGAAACUAUCCCUUUUUCGAAAAACAAUCAGUUUCCCGCACGGGAGACUCGCUUUAAAUGAGAAAUGCCUAAUGCUUCCACUGUUCCAGUCCCAGAAACAUACUACGAUUCAACUGCAAUUUAUCCAGAACCACCAGUCCAGAUUCUGAAUUGGCUUGUUAUCAGUGCAACAAAGUAUUCUGUUUACUCCAUGUUAUGUACUAUUUAAAACACGGGCAGAAGUGCUUUAUCAGAUCAAAGCUAAAAGUUUAUGUAAAUUAGCCGGCUUUCUCACGACGACGAAUAUCCGCCAUUUUUGGGUGGCAUCAAAAUCUCGUUGACCAGUGCAGACAAUUAAAACAAUGUGAAAAGCAAUUUUUCAAAAUAAGCUAACCAUUUACGAAGCAAAUUUACCAUCCGAUUCGUCCAAAAAAUUAUAAAAAGUCGCUGUUAUGUGGACUUAUCUCGCAGACUUCGGCUGAAAAGCCACCCAAAAAUGGCGGCGUGAGAAAGGCUCAUUAUUAACAUGAUUUUUUAUCACAUAUAAUUUUAUUUUUAAUUUUCAGGUCAGAUAUUGCAGAGACAUGGGUUUAG